Emiliania huxleyi CCMP1516 is the source of this 1624-nucleotide messenger RNA. RefSeq lists its product as hypothetical. NCBI's taxonomy places the organism in Eukaryota, Haptophyta, Isochrysidales, Noelaerhabdaceae. The coding region runs from base 104 to 1297 and encodes 397 amino acids. The transcript has 7 exons. The record is from RefSeq and is a predicted model, not a curated record.
CUGCGCCCGCUGCCAGCCGCGAAAUCUGAGGCACCUACUCGACGCUGUGCACGUGCGCGCUGGCGCGAAGGGGGUGAGCUCUCGAGUCUCGCCAAAGCCACAAAUGCUCGCUGCGCUCGCGCCCACGCACCCCAGCGUCCUCCACGCGGAGAAAAUUGCGGCGCGCAAGAAGCUGGAAGAGCACGUCCAGAUCAGCGCGGCAAAAUCGCUCGGCAAGGCCCGGCGAGACGCAUACCGCCGCGGCGGCAAGGACCGCGGACCGCUAAUGGGAUGCGAUGCGGUGUGGGCUACGGAGUACCGACGCCGUGUCGCCGCCGCCGCCGCGGCGCUCGAAAAGCGGCAGGCCGAUUGCCGCGCGUUACGAGCAACGCCGACGGGCGAGCUUGAGGCGCUGUUUGGCGAGGCCGUGCUGCAGCGCGAUGCGGCUCGGCACGAGUACGUCACGCUCCUCGCUGCGGCGAUGUCUGAGCACCGCGAACGCCGCAUCGAGGAGCGGUUGCAUGCCCUGCGCGAGGAUCUGGCCAGCCUCGUGCCAGCCUCGUGCACGCCCCUCACUCCCCCGCCUGAGGCGGCCACAGUCCCGGAAGAGAUCGGAGGGGCGAGGGGCGGCGAUGGCGCGGCGGAGGAGAGCGUCGGUGCACAGGACCUCGACGCCGCCUCGCCAUCUGCCGCCGACCCGUCCGCCCAGCUGGCGCCCGCCCUGCCCGUGGCCUCCGUCGCUGUCGGCCGGCGGCUGACGCUCGCGCUGCGUCUCGAGGCGAUCCUGGGGCCCGGGCACGGCGGGGGCGAAGGUGGGGGCGGGGGUGGGGUCGGGGGCGAGGGCGAGGGCGAGGGCAAGGGCAAGGGCGAGGGCGAGGGCGAGGGCAAGGGCGAGGGCGAGGCUGCGGCCGUUGACUCACCCGCACCAAGCGGCCUCCUCCCCUCGCUCGAGGCGUGGGCGGCGGAGCAGCCCCGGUACGAGGAGGAGCUGGCCUUCCUCCGGCCACACGCCGGAGGAAAGUACCCCAGCCUCGCGCCGCUCCACGCCGCUAAGGAGGCGUGGGAGGGCGCCGCCGACGCGCUCGUGCUCGCCCGCUCGGCCACCAAGCUGCGCAAGCCGCCGCCCGGCGCGGCGGAAAAGGCGGAGGAGGCGCUGGCGUCGGUGCAAGAGGCGGCGGCCGCGCUACGCGCCGAGCGCGCCGCACUCGACGAGGUGGCCGAGCUCCACUUCCCGGAGCUGCCGCUGCGAAUCCGCGCCGCCGGCUUCGAUGUGAGCGAGGAGGAGAUCGCGGAGGCGUUCGGGGCGGAGGGCCUCUAGCGGCGAUGUGGUCUCCUGUAGUGCUAGUGUGGGCUUGGGGAGACGCAGACUACUCUAGAGUGUCGUUUUGCGGCAGGGGCCACACAGCAGCAUCCACAAACCGGGCCGGGGGGCCGUCGCUCCGGCGUGGGUGCGUGCACGAAUCGAGGAAGGUGUUAGUGCCAGUGCGCAGUGGCAGUGCGCGCCAGUGCCCAGUCCCGAGAGUGGAGAGAGAGAGCGUCCACUCCCGUGCCCCUAGUCUAGAGUACGCCUACGGCCUAGUGUGACGUGUCAGCACGUGUGAGAGCUGAGAGACAGUACCAUGUUCAAACUCCGCACUUUAAUUCG